This is a messenger RNA of Malaclemys terrapin pileata, 5263 nucleotides long. RefSeq names its product SLC2A4 regulator (gene SLC2A4RG). The transcript is spliced from 10 exons. Gene Ontology annotation, cellular component: nucleus. Bases 126 to 1748 code for a protein of 540 amino acids. Gene Ontology annotation, molecular function: DNA-binding transcription factor activity; RNA polymerase II cis-regulatory region sequence-specific DNA binding. The record is from RefSeq and is a predicted model, not a curated record. NCBI's taxonomy places the organism in Eukaryota, Metazoa, Chordata, Testudines, Emydidae. Gene Ontology annotation, biological process: regulation of transcription by RNA polymerase II.
GAGACCGGGGGAGCUCGGUGUGGAGGGAGCGACCCGAAGACACCGGCUGGGCUGCAGCCUCCGCCCGCACGGCGCCCCCCAUCUCUCCCUUGCCGGGAGGGGGCUCGGUCCCUCUCGCGGGGGUCAUGGAUCCCAAGCGCCUCCCCAAGAGAGCCGCCCCGGACAGCCGGCUCUACUCCCCUCCGCCCGGCUUAACAGCGGCCGGGCCCUGCUGCCCCGACUGCAGCCCCCCGUCGGCUGCCCACCGCCACGGGCUGUACUGCGGGGUGAUCCAGGCGUGCAAAGCCCCCGCCUCCGCGGCCAGCAACGCCGUCUACACGGUGCUGGUGGAAGAUGCCCUGCUGCGGCGGCGGCGGCGGAAAAGUAGCGAGGACGCGGCGGUGGCCAACGGGCUCGAGGGGAAGAGCCCCGGCAAGGGCCGGGCCAAGCAUUUGCCGAAGAGCUGUAAUGGCAAGGUGCUGCUGGAAGAAGCUGAGCCGAGGGGCCUGACGGACACUCUGGUGCUGAAUGGCAGGAAGGUGGAUGAGCAGCAGGUCCUGCCUGCCAUGGCCCACAGCCAGCUGGAGGGAUCGAACAAGGAGGCAGCGCUGCGACUCCUCACCGUGGGGCUGGAGCAGCGCCCCCCUCUGCAUUCGGCCUACAUCCCGGUGCCCAGGCAGAGAAAGCUGUCAGGCAAGGCGGGGAUAGAUGAAGUCAUGGCAGCCGCAGUUCUCACCAGCCUGUCCACUAGCCCUCUAGUGCUUGGCAACCCGCCUGGCACCCUCAGCCCAGCAGAGCCCAGCUGCGAGGCCUGGAAGGAGGGUCCUGCCAUGUCCUCCAGCUACAGCAGCAGCAGCAACAACAGUGGGGACUGGAGCUGGGACCCGCCGAGCGACCGCUCCACCCCUUCCACCCCGUCGCCGCCGCUCUCCACCGACGUGGCCAAGAGCUUCCUGCCGGCCCCCCAGCUGGACGACGGCAUCGAGGAGACCGAAGCGACCCACUUCCUCUUCGGAGACCCCAUUCCCCGGAAGAGGAAGAACUCCACCAAGGUGAUGUUCAAGUGCUUAUGGAAAAGCUGUGGCAAGGUUCUGAGCAGCUCCUCGGGGAUGCAGAAGCACAUUCGAACCGUCCACCUCGGCCGCAAAGCCGACCUGGAUCAGAGCGACGGCGAGGAGGACUUUUACUACACGGAGCUGGACGUCAACGUGGACUCGCUGACAGACGGGCUGUCCAGCCUGACCCCUGUCUCGCCCACCUCUUCGGUGCCCCCGGCCUUCCCUGUCCUGGAGGUGCAGCGAACCCCGCCGGUGCUGGUGAAGCCCGAGGACUCUGUGGAGUCUCCUCUGAGUCAUUCAGCUCCAACGAGCCUGUGCCAUGUCCACACGGACCACGCCUAUCAGGUGGGCCAUGUGGAAAAGCAGGCGAUGGCUCCCGUCAGCAUCUCAGCUGCUUCGAAAACCCUGCCUGGCGGGAUGGGCUUCAGCAUCUCCUGGCAGCCACCCCCAGCGCCACAGUCACCAGUUGUUUUUAAAGGGUCCCCGGGCUGCCUGACUGCGCUCCGCCCCGUCGGCGUGGGAGAGAAGCGGCUGCAGAUCCCUCACCCGACCGUCACUGCGGCGCCCCCCUCUGUGCCAAAGCCAGCCACGGGCACCAGGAAGCCCCGCGGCGAGGCCAAGAAGUGCCGCAAGGUGUACGGGAUGGAGAACCGGGACAUGUGGUGCACAGCCUGCCGGUGGAAGAAGGCUUGUCAGAGGGGACAGAGCUGACUGCUUGGAUGUACCUACUGAACACCAGAAGACUAAUGCCCAAAGGAAAUAAUAAAGGGACAUCUCAGGGAGCAGUUGGUCCCAAGGCCAGAUGGCUGGGCACUCAUCCGAAUGGACACAUACUCAUGGAAGGAAGUAAAAAAUGGCAGGGUUUUAGAUACCAUAGCAACUGAUAACAUAUGCCCCUUGAUCAUUCUGGUUUAAGUGGUAUGGGCUAACUGCCACCCUGUAUAUAAACACCACCAUUUGGCAAGCUAAGACAGGACACUGGCAUCUGCUCUAGGCAGACAACUGCCUACCAGCUGACUACAGACAACUCUUCCCAGAAAAAGGAACUGAACAUAGUUUCAGAAUGCACGUGUGAACCAAACAAGCUGCAUUCACAAUGUACUAACUACACGAAAAACGUCAGUUUAUAGUUUUAAAAAGCUCUAGCUUCUCCAAGGAGUUGGGGGCUCAGCAACCAGGGAAGCUGUUUGUCAUUCACAAAGCCACGAGAUUGAAGUAAUUUCUGGUCACUAUGGACACUGCAACUAGCAGGGGUCAGAAAAUUUUAGCAAACACAGGGACAACCCAAAGGGAAAAACAACAAAACAAAAACCCCAACAGCAAACAACAGCAGAGCAAUACUUUUUGCUGAAGCCGUUUAAAAAUAUUUGAUUAUAAGACUACACAUUUUCCUUCCAAGGUGGACAUCCAUUUUUGGAUACACAAUGUGCAUUGCAACCUCAAGGAAAGCGAGUGAUGAUGUAAUGUUAACUGAUACCACAUUAUCCACUGGUUACUAUUGCUAUUACAUCUAAGCCCUCCAAAGUAAAUGGUAAUUUAAAAAUAAAAUAAAUGAACCUUAUUUAGAGUAUGUAUUUCUUAGUACACAUCUGUAAAUCAAAUAGAAGAAAGGAAAUAUCAAAGAGAUAUUUGCCAUCUGAGGUCAUUUGUGUGUUUUUCAGAAGCACAGCUGUUGAUUUAACUCCUCUUUAGAUAGAAAUCACACUGGUAAAACUAAGUUUUUAUAGACAGUGUUUUAAAGAGACAAUAUCGGAUUUAAAACCAUAUUUUUAAAAAUUUAUGUCCUUACCUAUGUUAACAUUGCAUACGUUACUACAACUAGAAUCUGUGCUGUUCACACAUUUUGUAUUUCUCUCAACCUGGACAAUGAAAAUAGAUCUGUCAUUUCUGUUUCUAGUUAAUUUCUCUUUCAGCUUCUUAUGCUCUAAUACAAUGGAAAAGUAGCUGAGAAGCAAGGAAUGCAGGGAAAAUCUUAUUGGUUUAAAAAUUUGCUCUGGAUUUUAAAAAGAUACAGCAUAGAAACAUUUCUACAGACCUGAGGUUAUAUGUAAAAGCUUUAAAAAACAAACAAACAAACAAAAAACAUUUUAAAACAAAAAAUUGGGCUAAACAUAAGCUAAUCCAGGCCCUUUAAACCUUGCACAUUGAUUGAGGAACUGAAAGAAGCAAAGUCUUUGGUGGUUUAAACACAGUUCCUUUUCUCUACUUCAACUUUUUACUCUGAGAUGUAUGUCUGGAAGUUAUUUUUAUAACAGGUGCAGUCUGCAUUUGAUGCACAUCAAUGUUCAUCUCCACAGUUCUACCUGCAAACUGGCACUAAGAAGCACAAACGUCUGACAUAUGAGGAAAAUAAAGUCACGUGGCAAAUAAGCACAAGGCACAAGAUCCCAUGGGUUUCCCUACCCAUAUUCAAUUCACACAAACCACAACACCUCCCUGUCGGUGAAGAUCAAGAUACUGAUUGAACUAGUAGCCUGUGGAAAGAGAUGCUGUGCUAAGUGGGAAAAAAAAAUCUGAUGAAUAUAAAACUAUCCAUUUUCUUGAGUCUUAUACAUGAUCCUCCCCUGUAGGGUUCCCACUUUUGUGAAAAUAUUCAGUCAGUGGGUUCCUCUAUGGAGAUUUUUGUCAGUAUACCUGAUGGGUCCGAACUGUAACGUCCAAAAAGCAAAGUGAACCUACCUAUUGCUUCUUCAUAGAAGGAACAAUGGUCUGAACACAAAACCAAUCAUGAUUUUUAAGUUAUUUUAAUUGAGAUUUUCACUGUCCAGUUCGGGGCAUCACACCUUAGGGAAGAUGUGGAUAAACUGGAGAGACUCCAGAGGAGAGCAACAAAAAUGAUGACAGGUUUAGAAAACCUGACCUAUGAUGAAAGGUUAGAAAAACUGGACAUGUUUAGUCGUGAGAAAAGAAGACUGAGGGGGAACCUGAUAAGCUUCAAGUAUGUUAAGGGUUGUUCUAAAGAGGACAGUGAUCAGCUGUUCUCCAUGUCCACUGAAGGUAUGACAAGUAGUAAACCAUUUAAUCUGUAGUAAGGGAGAUUUAGGUUAGAUAUUAGGAUAAACUUCCUAACUAUACAUGUAGUUAAAAUAUGGAAUAGGCUUCCAAGGGACGUUGUGGAAUCCCCGUCAUUGGAGGUUUUUAAGAACAGGUUGGACAGACACCUGGUAGGGAUGGUGUCAUAAUUAUAAAGGGAAGGGUAACAACCCUCCUGUGUACAAUACUAUAAUCCCUCCUGGCCAGAGACACCAAAAUCCUUUUACCUGUAAAGGGUUAAGAAGCUCAGGUAACCUGGCUGACACCUGACCCAAAGGACCAAUAAGGGGACAAGAUACUUUCAAAUCUUGGUGGGGGGGAAGGCUUUUGUUUGUGCUCUUUGUUUUGGGGGUUGUUCGCUCUUGGGACUAAGGGGGACCAGACAUCAAUCCAUGUUCUCUAAAUCUUUCUGAACAAGUCUCUCAUAUUUCAAACUUGUAAGUAACAGCCAGGCAAGGUGUGUUAGUUUUAUCUUUGUUUCCUCAACUUGUAAAUGUUUCUUUUGCUAGUGUUUACCUCUGUUUGCUGUAACUUUGAACCUAAGGCUAGAGGGGGUUCCUCUGGGCUCUUUGAAUCUGAUUCCCCUGUAAAGUUAUUUUCCAUCCUGAUUUUACAGAGAUGAUUUUUACCUUUCUUUCUUUAAUUAAAAGCCUUCUUUUUAAGAACCUGAUUGAUUUUUCCUUGUUUUAAGAUCCAAGGGGGUUGGAUCUGGACUCACCAGGAAUUGGUGGGGGAAAGGAGGGGGAAUGGUUAUUUUCUCCUUGUUUUAAGAUCUAAGGAUUUGGUUCGGUGUUCACCAGGAAAUUGGUGGAGAAGUCUCUCAAGGCUACCCCGGGAAGGGUUAUAGUACUUGGGAGGGAUAUAUUCUGGGGGGAGGGUGGUAGACAGAGUUUCCCAAAUGACUCAAAUAAUUUGGGUGGUGGCAGCAAAACCAGAUCUAAGCUGGUAGUUAAGCUUAGAGAUUCUCACGCAGGUCCCCACAUCUGUACCCUAGAAUUCAGAGUGGGGAAGGAACCUUGACAGAUUGUCUAGGUUUACUUGGUCCUGCCUCAGGCUGGAGGCUGGCCUUGACCUCUCGAGGUCUCUUGCAGCCCAACAUUUCUAUGAUUGUUAACCCAACCUUUAACCGAUUUAUAACUAAACUGAUAAAUUCUUUGGAAUAACUUUGAUAACAUAAGUAGUAAUGCAUUUUA